AAGCACUACAUAUCCAGGGUACCUGAACCGCUGAUUCAAGCCAACCCCAGCGCUUACAAACCGAAGCUGAUACCCAUAGGCUAUUAUUUCCGUAUACGAGAGCCUGGCACAGAAAACAGUAUCAAAAAAGAUUUUCAAAAACACUUUUUUGAAAAUACAGAUGGGCUUGAGGAACAGUGUCGGAAGAAAUUGAGAAGCUUUCUGGACAAGGCACGCUCUUGCUACGCUGAGAGCACCCUGCAGGACACAAGUGAUGAACUUGUGGAGAUGUUUCUGAAUGAUGGUAGCUUCAUUAUAUUGCUAAUACUCUAGUGACAGGUAAUGAAUUCAUGAAAAAUGAAUGGAAGGUAGCUCAAACCUUGAGUGACAUGCUAUUGUUUGAGAACCAAAUCCCAUUUUUUGUCGUGUUCGAACUCCUCAAAUUGAAGCGGGAUAAAAGUGAUGCUGCUACCUUGCUAAAGGAGCUUCUUGAGUUGGUGAAGAACUGUUAUAUGAAUCAAGUGCACAAGUUAACACUUAUACAUGCACUUCCAUCCUGCAAAUACAACCCUGAAAAUCUGCCUAAACAUUUACUUGAAGUGGUGCAUAGUUGUUGCAUGCCUACUAAUAUUACCACAACUGAUGAAGAUUUUACAGGCUUUGUUUCAAAACAAAUGAAAACAGCCACAGAGCUUGAACAAUAUGGGGUUAGCUUCAAGAAAAGUGGCAAGGUACACAGUGUAUUCGACAUGGAUUUCAAUAGGGGUAUAAUGAAAAUUCGGUGCUUUAGGAUUGAUGACUUCACUGAGACAUUGUUGAGAAACAUGAUAGCCUAUGAGCAACACUAUGAUCUUGCAAUCAAGUAUUUCUCAGAUUUUGUUUUGUUCAUGAGCCAUCUCAUUCACACACCAGAAGAUGCAAAGUUGGUUUGUGGAAGUGGAAUUAUUGUCAACUUCCAAGCCACAGGCAUGGAGCAAUUGUUCUCCGAACUGCGUUUGGGAAUCAAUACUUCAACCACCUCCACCUUAGCCACCCUGUCAGGAGUGAUCAACAAUGUGAAUCAGUAUUGUGAGAUGCCAUGGAAUAACUGGAUGAGAAUGUUGAGACAAGACCUCGUAAACAGUGCAUGGAAACCCAUCCUUGCUAAUGCGGGUGUCAUUUCCAUCUCACUUGGUAUUGCUGUUUAUAUUAAAACCCUUGUGAAAUAA
This is a messenger RNA of Ipomoea nil (Japanese morning glory), 1187 nucleotides long. RefSeq names its product putative UPF0481 protein At3g02645. The record is from RefSeq and is a predicted model, not a curated record. The coding region runs from base 330 to 1187 and encodes 285 amino acids. Lineage: Eukaryota; Viridiplantae; Streptophyta; Magnoliopsida; Solanales; Convolvulaceae. The transcript has a single exon.